AACCAACAUACAAACAAACAGACAACUGACGAAAUUGUCAAUAAAAUCACGCAACUCUCCCCCCCUUUUUUCCUCACUCCUUUGUCCCUCCGUCCUCGUGCACUCCGCCACCCCUUCUCUUUCUCCAUUCCCAUUUCCAGAUCCAUUUUUUGAUGGCUUCCAUUACUGCUUCCUCUGUUUCCUUUUCUGCUUCUUGCCCUCUGAAGCAAAACCAGGUCUCAAAUUUGAAGAAGGUUUCGCUUUCUUUCAGUGGGAAGAGCUUCCCAUCUCUUAGGUUGCAGCCUUCACGUUUCCGCAUUGCCUGUGCAGCCAAACCAGAGACAGUGGAAAAAGUGUGUGAAAUUGUGAGGAAGCAACUUGCUCUCCCCGCCGAUUCUGCUGUAACUGGAGAGUCCAAGUUUGCAUCACUUGGUGCUGAUUCCCUUGACACGGUUGAGAUUGUCAUGGGACUCGAGGAAGAGUUUGGGAUCAGUGUGGAAGAAGAAAGUGCCCAGACCAUCACCACCGUUCAAGAAGCAGCUGAUAUGAUCGAGAACCUCAAGGCUAAGAAGGCUUGAAAAACUCGAGUGAAAAUUUAGGGGUGUAGAUUUUCCACCCUGGAAGUUGCUUAGCAUAUAUAUUUUUAUAAAGUUUCGUUUGCUUUCAUAAUGAUCCGUUCUAAGAUGUUGUCUUUACUCCUUUUGUUUCGUUCAAAGGAACUAGCUCGUUUCGUUCUUCGUUUUCUUCUGUCCUUUAUCAGAACAUAUUGAAGGAUUUAAUCUUAUCUCUUCUUUUUUCCCCUUUUCAUUUCUUUGAUGAACUCAUUUAUGGUAUUAUAAGAAUUCAUUUGGUUU
Molecule: messenger RNA, 833 nt
Organism: Olea europaea var. sylvestris
Lineage: Eukaryota; Viridiplantae; Streptophyta; Magnoliopsida; Lamiales; Oleaceae
Product: acyl carrier protein 1, chloroplastic-like
Exons: 4
Coding region: 153-557 (134 amino acids)
Biological process (GO): fatty acid biosynthetic process
Molecular function (GO): acyl carrier activity; phosphopantetheine binding
Source: RefSeq, a predicted model, not a curated record